UUACUGUCAAUUUUUGACCAAUGUCAAUUUGACAGUUUUAAAAAUAUAAAAUCAAUAUGAAUCUAUCUCUUUGUUGUUAUUAACUUUGUUAAUUUUGAAAGAAACUUAAAUAUUCUGCUCUUAUUAACAUUGUUGUUAAAUAAUUCUUUCUUGUAUAAGGAAUUUUUUUUUAUUGUAUCUGAUAAGUUUCAUCAAGUGUUCUUAUAAAAAAUGCUUUCCUUAAACUGUGAAACAAAAAUACAUUAGCAAGUUUCUUUAAAAUUAUUAUUCAUAGCUUUAAGAGAAGGACUUAAUUAAAGUCCUGUCUCUUUUAUUAAUUUGAUAUUAAGAGGCUAAAGUAUGAAAGGUCAAGCGGAGAAAAAUGGAUAUCGAUAAAGUAUCAGCAUGCGUGAGAAGUCAGCAGAAUGUCAUGCUCACGCAGGUCACGUGAGGGGCACAACAGAAAUGUGCUCACGUGAUCCUCCUACAUUACACUCAACUCUUACCAAGGCAAAUGGUAAAAAUUCAAAUCCCCAAUCAACACAUCAUUCAGAAGCACGUAUUGAUAAUAAUUUACUUCCAACUCCUGGUGGACGAUUAAAAUUUUUUAAAGACGGAAAGUUUAUUUUGGAAUUAUCCCAUCGUAGGGAUGGAGAAAGAACUACAUGGUUUCCAGUUCCAAAGAAAACCUUUUGGCCACCAGCUAGUACAACUCCAAAUAGACAAGAGAGUUCUACUUCUCUUAGUGUUUCUGAUGAUAAUUCAUCAGUACAAUCAAGUCCUUGGCAAAGAGAUCAUUGUUGGAAGCAAGCAAAUCCAAGACGUAGAAUAUCUACAGAAUUUAGUUUUUAUUAUUAUAGAAAUCCAAAAAAUCGUCUGUAUGCGCAUCCUCGCUUAAUCGCAAGAAAGCGUAGACGUCCAUUAGAUCCUUCUUCUUUGUUACUCAUUCCAGAAUCAGUAACAAAUUAUACUAAACCAAUUCGUAAAGCAAAUGGUACAUCAACUGGAAAGGUUUUGAACCUAAUUAUCGACAAAUUGGCACGUCUUCUAGAUCCUAAUGUCGUUUCACCUCGUAAACGUAUUUUACGCGAAUUAGAAAGAGUCUCAUUAGAAGAUCAAGCAUCGAAAAGACGUGCAACACCACAGCCAGUUUGUACAACAGCUCCUACUCCAUCGCCAAAACAAUUAUCUUCAUAUAGUAUAACGAGUAUUUUGGGAGAAGAUAAACCAAGUCAUGAGCAAGGUUUUUUGAGGAAUUUAUUAAAACCAGAUGAAAGGCAAACUGUGAAAUACUCAUCAAGUAACUCAUAUCCAAGAGUACGAAUGGAUCCAUACAUUGGUACGGCUAAUACACCUCUUCAGCAUCCACUUUAUGGUGUACCAAUGUUACCUCCUGGACCAUAUAGGGCUCCUUUAUGGAUGCAUUAUCCAUCACCCGUCCAUUAUCCACCUCCUAUGCCAUUAUAUGCACCACCACCACCUCAUCCACCAUCUCCUCCAGUUCAUCACUACAAAGAUUACAGGGAACAGACUCUUACACCUCCUUCAGAUAUGCCUCUAAAUCUGUCGAAGCAUGCGGGUUGAAUCUCAGGAUCCUAAAAGUUGGUGCCUUAUCAAUGGAUAAAACUGCGCAAACACUGCCCGUGCAACGACAAUGCGAUAUAUUAGUAUUUUUUUAUCCGUAAACAGUAGUAUCAUAGUAAGUAGAAAUAUGCAUCUAGAAAGACAAAAACUGGAUGCUAUUCUUGUACAUAUAAAUGCAUAAAGUAUAGAAAUUGGCAUAGAUAUUUUAUAUUAAUCUUAAAUUAAAUCAUACACAUGAGUAGUAUUAUAUUAUUUUAAUUAUAAUUGAUCUUGUCUUAUGUAUUAUGUUCAUUUUUUUUUUAUUAAUUAUUGGUAAAAUAUUUUAAUAUGGUUUUUUCACUAUAUGGAAUCCAUGAAUGUGUUCACAUUGUAAAAUUUGAUUUUUAUUAUUUUUACUACUCAUGAUAUAAAUAUUAAAAUGAAGAGAAAAAAGAGCAUGCUCUUAUUUUACAUCUCAUUUAUGCAUUAUCUUGUUAUUCUUAUUAAUAUUUCUGUCAUUAUUAUCAUUAAUCAAUGACUAUUCAUUUUAAAAAAAUCAUAAGAAAGACAUAGAAUUAUGUACAGAACAGAUUAUUCUCUAUAUUUAGUAUAAAUAUUCCUACAAAUAGUAAUAUGAUAAUAAAUUUAGAUUAAUGAAAUCCGCAACAGUAUACAUUUAUUUAUAUGAUAUUAAUGAACAAAAAAUGAAAUUGCUUGGUAAAGACCGUGGGGUGUGCCUUAAGAUUACCUAAAUUGCAAAAAACUAAAUUAUAAACACAUUCAUAUAAUGAAUAUGUAUUAUUAUUACUACUAUUACUAUUGUGUACAUAUAAAUAUAAUUUUGCCUUACGUAUCCGCCUCAAAUCGAUUAUUCGUUACUAUUUAUUGUUAGUCAGAUGCAUUACCAAACGUUUUACGUGAAAGGCAAGCUCACACAGGCUCUACAAACUAGUGAGUAAUUUUAAUUCAUUUACAUACAUUUUUUUAUUAAAACAGAUAAAAUGUGACUGCGCGUAAGCAAUUGUAUAGAAAGACUAAUUUCGUAAAUAUAUAAAUAUUUCAUAUACUAUAUGAAAGCUUUUCAUUUAUCGUCACGUUAUAUGUUUUUGUGUUUAUUCGGUUUUAUAAAAUAUCUUUUAUUGUAAAUAUAUUUAUAAAUCUAAA
Apis mellifera (honey bee) is the source of this 2706-nucleotide messenger RNA. It is a transcript of the gene H, whose product is annotated as hairless. The record is from RefSeq and is marked validated. Lineage: Eukaryota; Metazoa; Arthropoda; Insecta; Hymenoptera; Apidae.